AUGCUUCUGGGUGACCCGCUCUCUACCCGAAAUAGACAGCACUAUGUGCCACCUUCACGCCCUUCCUUCACCGAGAAUGACAUCACUAUAGACCUAUUACGCGAAGAAGCGGAACCUGAGCCCGAAAUCGUUGAACAGAAACCCCAGAAGUUUUCCAAAGAUGCUAUACUCACACUCAUCCAGACAACUUACUCGCUUCUCGUGAUUGCUUUUUUUAAAUCGUUAGUGGAUAAAGUAAAGAGAAAGCCUCUGUUGGGCGAAGAACGUGAGCCUCUACCGCUGCCUUCAGCUGAGAACACAAUGGAUGUGCAACCGAUAGAGCCGGUCUCUGAUGAACCUGAGAUCAAGAAGCUUCGAUCUUCUCAAGUCCGAAACCCUGACCCUUACGAGUCGUUGUUUGAAAUAGAUUCUGGUAGCGAAAUUGAUGACUGCGUUCAGUAUGGCACGUCUUUGGCUAUAAGCAAAUCCAGCUUUAAACCAAGAAACACCGAAGAAGAGCACGCUCAACAUAUUCUGCACUCAACAACUAUCCUCAACAACAGGCUUCUCAACUCUGAUAUCUAUAAGGACGAGAGCGUGGCUGACUUCUUUGCCCCUUCCAAACCGACUGAUGAAUAUGACAUAGCUGUUCAUAAGUUCUACCACCCAUUCAAACCUAUUCCAGAGCCUCGCAAGACUCUCACAGAGUCACUUUUAGCAAGUUUCCCUCCAGUAAAGAGCAUACUUCGAGAAGAGCAAAGAAAAAUCCAGGAUCUUGUCACUACUGAGCGCACUAGCUCGAGAGCCGCCGUUCCUGAAUUGGCGAAAGAUCAAUUGGAAGUCGUUCAAAGGUAUUGGGGCACUCGCAAUGGUAGUGUCCUAGUUGUAUCUGCGUUUUCAAUUGACUUGACCGUCAGAGAUCUUUCCACGUUGGCGGAUGGCCAAUGGCUAAACGAUAACAUUAUCGAUUUUUACUUGAAUAUGGUCACUGAUCAAAACAAAGCUGUAUACUGCUGGACAACGCAUUUCUACACCACUUUGAAGCAGAAGGGUUACCAAGGAGUAGCUAGAUGGGCAAAACGAAGAAAGAUCAAUGUCUUUGAAAAGGAUAGAGUCAUCGUGCCAAUUAAUAUAAUGGGCACUCAUUGGGCUCUCGCGGUUAUCGAUAACCGGAGAAAGAGGAUCAGUUACUUUGAUUCCUUGGCAUCCAGAGGAAAUAUUGCGGCCGUAGAGCUUCUUCAAGUUUACAUGUCAAAAGAGGCAGAGAGGCUUCUGCUUCCUCAAGUCGCUUAUGAUCUAAUACCGGGCGAGAAGACGCCUCAGCAGCAAAAUGGUUACGAUUGCGGUGUAUUUACAUGUACAGUUGCUAAGUGCAUCUCGGGAGAACAGCCGCUCAGGUUCAGCCAGCAAGACAUGAGGAACAUUCGGAGAAGAAUGGCGUAUGAGAUUAUUCUGCAAAAAUUGCUUGACAUCCCUCAUGGGCCUAGCGCUCAUCUUUAG
Candidozyma auris is the source of this 1479-nucleotide messenger RNA. It is a transcript of the gene ULP2, whose product is annotated as SUMO protease ULP1. Gene Ontology annotation, cellular component: nucleus. Gene Ontology annotation, molecular function: deSUMOylase activity. The record is from RefSeq and is a predicted model, not a curated record. The transcript has a single exon. Lineage: Eukaryota; Fungi; Ascomycota; Pichiomycetes; Serinales; Metschnikowiaceae. Bases 1 to 1479 code for a protein of 492 amino acids. Gene Ontology annotation, biological process: protein desumoylation.